Messenger RNA from Maylandia zebra (zebra mbuna), 2047 nucleotides. Its product is annotated as von Willebrand factor A domain-containing protein 5A. The record is from RefSeq and is a predicted model, not a curated record. NCBI's taxonomy places the organism in Eukaryota, Metazoa, Chordata, Actinopteri, Cichliformes, Cichlidae.
UUCACACACAUACUACAGAUCGGUGCUUAUCGGACACACAAAUCCCUCUAUUCAAAGGAACAAUGGUGAGAGCCUGUGGUCUGCUAACUGCCCAAAAGGAACCAGUUCCUCUGAAGAGCAUUGAGGUGGAGCUGGAGGUGAGGGACCAUGUGGCUGCAGUGGUCUCCACCCUGAACUACGAGAAUAAGGAGAACAAACCAUUAGAGGCUGUUGUUGUCUUCCCUCUGCCUGGAGACGCUGCUGUCUGUCAUUUCAGUGCUAAGAUCGGACAGACACAGAUUGUAGCUGAGGUGAAGGAGAAACAGAAGGCUCGUGAGGAGUAUGAUGAUGCUCUGAGCUCUGGUCAGCAGGCCUUCCUAUUGGAGGAGAGCGAUCAGAGUCCAGAUAUAUUCUCUCUGAGUGUGGGCAGUCUGCCUCCAGGAGAGAGUGCCUCCAUCAGGUUAGAGUACGUGACUGAGCUGUCUGUGCAGGCUGAUGAUGGUCUGAGGUUCUGUCUGCCUGCUGUGCUCAACCCUCGAUACCAGCCUCAGGGUAGUGAAGGUGUUCAGGUGACUUCUGUUCCAGCCUCUCUGGUGCCCUACAGUCUGUCUUUCUCUGCCCGAGUGUCCUCUCCUCGUCCAAUCUCUAAAGUAGAGUCCAACUGUUCCCUGGACCCUCUCCAGGACCUCAACACUGAUCAAACCCAGGCCACGGUCAAGCUGGCUGCAGGACACAAGUUUGACAGAGAUGUUGAACUGCUGAUUUAUUACAAAGACGUCCACCAGCCCACCGCUGUGGUGGAGGCAGGACAGGCCUCUGCUGAGCCGGGCUCUCUGAUGGCUGAUUCAGUGGUGAUGGUGAGUCUGUACCCUGAGUUUCCCCAGUCUGUGACGUCUUCAGUGGCUUCAUGUGGAGAGUUUGUGUUGUUAAUGGAUCGAUCUGGAAGUAUGAGUAAUUCUCGCAUCAGCAGUGCCAGGGAUACUCUGCUGCUCCUGUUGAAGAGCUUACCAAUGGGCUGCUAUUUCAAUAUUUACAGUUUUGGGUCCAGAUAUGAACACAUCUUCCCUAAGAGUGUGGAGUACAGCCAGCAGACCAUGGAGGAGGCUCUAAAGACAGUUGUGCAGAUGGAAGCUAAUCUCGGAGGAACAGAGAUGCUGCAGCCCCUCAAACAUAUUUACAGCCAGCCCUGCAUUCCCAAUCAGCCUCGACAGCUGUUUGUCUUUACUGAUGGAGAGGUGUGGGACACCAAAGAAGUGAUAGAUCUGGUGAAGAGGAACUCAGAUUCUCACAGGUGUUUCUCUUUUGGGAUUGGGGAAGGGGCCAGCUCUGCUCUCAUCAAUGGGAUGGCCAAAGAAGGAGGAGGUCACGCUCAGUUCAUCACAGACACUGACAGGAUGCAAGCAAAAGUGAUGCAGUCGCUGCGAUUUGCUCUGCAGCCGGCUGUGGUCAACAUCUCAGUCAUAUGGGAUUUACCAAAGGAAGUGUCUGUCACUGUCCUCUCUCCACCAAUCACUGCACUUUUUCCAGGUCAAAGGUCACUGAUUUAUGCCCAGCUCAGUGGACAGAGCUCAGAGGCAGCAGAGGGCUGUGUGACGGUGAAGUACAGCCUGGCAGGUCAUCCCUCUGAGAACCAGCUGCACUUCAGUCUCAGACCUGCAGAGGACACUGGAUUAACAGUCCACAAGUUGGGUGCUCGGACUCUGAUUCGUUCCCUGGAGGAGGGAGAACACAGAGGAUGGCAAGACACAAAAGUGAAGGAGAAGGUGGUGCAGCUCAGUGUCCAAUCGGGAAUAAGCAGUUCACUGACUGCCUUCAUUGCUGUCUUCAAUAACAAUGGCGAGGCGAUUCAAGGACCUCUUCUGCACAAAAAUAUUUUAAAACACGAUUACGUUGAUUGCACUCUGAGUCCUUACCAGGAUUAUGAAGAUCUCCAAGAGCCUUCCCUUCUUACCAUGGGUUACAUGUAUGCUGAUCAGGAAUCUUAUGGCAAGCUAAGUUUUGUUUGUUUUUUAUUUCUCUAAAUGCUGGUGAACACUGAACAAACCAACAUUUCUGUGGCACAGUUACU